AUGAACGGGAAUGACAAAAGUAUAACUAGCGAAAUUUUGCUAAAUGGAAAAAAAAAUGUAGACUCAACGACAGAAUCCGCAAAAGUUGAAUAUGAUGCAAAUAACCAAUCGGAUUUCAGCUCAGAAUUCGAAUUUAAUUUCAAGAAGCACAUUACGGACAGUUUCGAAGUUAAAAACAAAGGAUUGUUUAAGCUUUCCCUAGGAAACAAAGUAAAUUCUAAAUCCAAUUUUGCUAAUCAUAGUGAAGGCGUAGCAGACAGUGGAAGCAGCGAAAAGCACCCAGGAAAUAAUCGCAAAAAUAGUGAAUUCACUAAACCUAAACAGUUAGCUCAAACUAAAAGGGAAAGUCUCCUUGAAAACAAAGAUGAAGUAAUAACUAAGCUGAAAAAACACAUAAUUGUGCUAACCCAGCAAUUUGAAAAAAAAUUAAGUAACAUAGAAAAUGCUCAGAAAGACAACUUUCAACUGGAACAAAUCUAUAAAAAUAAGUAUUACUUAGAUAUGAAAAAGGAAAAAAAACGCUUUGGGACUGCCGAAAAUAUAAAUUUCUUUUUUAAGAAUGUGAAAGAUAUUUCAUCCCUCAUGGAAUCCCUAGAACAGAAAUGUUUCCAAAAGAAUACGCAUAAAGUGAAAGAAAAAAGUGAAAAGCUAAAAGUUGAUAACUUGGAAGAUAUAAAAAAUGAAAAUAAAAAAAUAAAAAAAAAGCCCCCCAUGAAAAAUACGCUUAGAAUAGCAACCCCGUCUUAUAAAAAUCACAAAAUUGAUGCAAGUUACACAACUGAAAAACAAGAAAAAACACAAAAGGUAUGUAAUAAUAAAGAAACAUAUUUGCUGAAUGAUUCAUUUUUAAAGCAUUAUGAAAGGACAAACAAUCGAAAUGAUAAUGUAAAUAGCCCUAGAAGAAACAAAAAUACAUUUGGACAUAAGAACAAAUUAAGAAAAAGUAAUUAUGUAAAAUUAGGGAGCACACGAACUGAGAAUAAUAUAGAUUCUAAAAAAAGACGCAAAGUUACAAACUUCACCAUACGAAUGAAAAACGUUUCUCCUGAAAAUUCAGAUGACAUUCUACAUUUGUUGAGAAAAACAAGAAAAAUUAACUAUUUAUUAAGAAAUUAUUUAAAGACAGAAUAUGAUAAAACGAUGAAUUAUCCAAAAGAAAAUAUAAACAGUGAUAGGAAUGACGAUGAGCCAUUUAAAUCGGGCAAAACUAAAGAAUGCAUAUUACGCAGUGACAAUAAUAGAGGUUCUGCACUGCACAGUUCUACGUGCAAAAGGGAACACAUUACUUAA
Molecule: messenger RNA, 1290 nt
Organism: Plasmodium cynomolgi strain B
Lineage: Eukaryota; Apicomplexa; Aconoidasida; Haemosporida; Plasmodiidae
Exons: 2
Coding region: 1-1290 (429 amino acids)
Source: RefSeq, a predicted model, not a curated record